This is a messenger RNA of Osmia lignaria (orchard mason bee), 14628 nucleotides long. The record is from RefSeq and is a predicted model, not a curated record. NCBI's taxonomy places the organism in Eukaryota, Metazoa, Arthropoda, Insecta, Hymenoptera, Megachilidae.
AUGAUCGCGGUGGAAGGCAACCGGUUGCACGCGCUAAAAAUACGACGCCGAACGCUGAAGAGGAGUUAGUUAAUGCGCCAGCCGGCCAGAAACUGUUCCGUCCGUUAUUAAGUUAAACCGCGAGUUGGACGAGCUGCUGGCGCCGACCACUGGGAACCCAUGCGCGUGCCGACGACGAGCGUCGCCCCUUAGAAACGACCCGCGUCUGUAUAUUCGUCUCGAGGGUCCUUUUUACGCGGUCCCUAGGACGCCCCUUUCAGAAGAACUCUUGCUCUCGGAUCACUCGAACCCCGCCCCGUUUCAGUAUCCAUCAGAGGCUCUGCUCUAUCUUAUCGUAAUUAUUGAGUGGCGCGAACGAUGGAAAUCUGUUACGAUAGCGGCGUUUCGGAAACGCCUGUAAUUCAUCCCGGUGGCCUGAUGAUCGAACGAAAGAUUCAGACGCACCGUACACCCUGCUCAUUCUGCCGCAUGAAGAAACACUUUUUCAAGUGUAGCAUCAUGCGGUGUAAUGUAUAUCAUCAGGCUUAAUGAGAUACGCAUUUAACGUACGCCGGGUCAUCAUUGCUCGUAAUAAGCCGCGGCGUUAAGAACGCGAUCCGUGUAACUGGCGCGUUCAGACGCGGCGAAUCCUAUCGCGUUGCGAUAUCUUGUCUCAGGGUUGCGCUUCUCUUCUACCUUUGGUCCCGAUGUAGCGAUAGAUUUGCAGAAAUUGUGAUCGUGAAAAUGUACGAUGGUGGUUCGACUUUAUUUCUUUAAGUAUUGUCAACAGCAACGUAUCGAAUUGAAUUUCGACAAGCUGACCGGAGGGUAACGUAAUGGAUCGCGGUUACAGAUGCAACGCGUAUGUAAACGCAUUCUCUCCUUUGGAUGCAAUUAUAGGAAAAUUAUUGCCGUCAUCGGUUAUCAGCUGAUUACAUGGUGAUUACGGGGGCAAUUAGUUCGAUGAGUAAGCGUCGGACACGCACGUGCGCGCACACGUUAUUUUCACGCUCGAGUUUCGAGCGUAUGUCGGUGUGGCACACGUCGAGAGAAACUACCCCUUCAGGGUACGCGGUGUUCACUGUAAAUCGUUGCUGGUCUCAGCCUCGCUCCUUUCGGUUCCUCGUCGUUUCGAUAAAAAGAAACAAGUUCGAAAUGUUAGUUUCGAAAACCACGUACCUACAGGAUAACUCGGAUAUAUUUACGAGCGGGUUCGAGAGUACGAGCUCAGUAGAAGUCGGCAGGUGCUCCUGGCAAAAGGUGGCGUCCCGAGACAGCCUUGAGAGAGCGUGCCGGGUCGUUGCUUUCGGCGAAUGAGAGUCUUGGUUGUCUUCGAGAAUGGAGGACACGGUCUCGAUCGUGUAUAGACCCCACUAAAAAUCGAGCAAUCGGUCGGUCGAGGAGAGGACGAAGGGUCGUCGACAGGGAACAAUGGAACACGGUUGCACCUUGGUUCAAGGUCCGUAGAACAUUUAGAUGGAUUUAGACUGAUUUAUUUUUCUAUUUUCUUCAACGAAACUGCGUUGAUUUUGAUUUAUCAAUUAAAAAAGAUUACAUGAUGAAUAAUUUCAACAAGUACUUACAAUUAGAAAUAAAAUUUUGGUAUCUUUUUCUGCAACGAGCAACGAUUAGAUCUGUGUCUUCUUCCUUUUCAAAGAUUUACGUUUAUUAUACGUGGAAAAGUUACAUUUGUCCAACGAAUCCUGCGUAUACACCUCGCUAGCUCGUAGUAUCAUCGACCAAGGGAGUUCAAGGACGAUGGAUCGGAGGAACUUAGCCUAGCUUAACCGAUUCAGAGUGAGGAUAUUCUUGAUACCUCGAUUACGGAAAGUUAACUAUUCCACGGUGUAACACCGCCUAUAGGAGUGUGCAGCGUGAAAGAACGCCGCUAUGGUUGAGACAUUCCUGCAGAAACUUGUUUGACAGUGGUCAUCGAAUAUUGAUCGCGAUAAAAAAAAAAUUCGAUUUUUCUUGUUUCGCUACCGACAUCCUUUAAACUUCUAUCACGUCAUAACUUUUACUUUACUCUCGGAAGAUCGUGAUGGUUUUUUGUUCCGUGUUAACAUAAUCGGGACGGGAGUAAGUCAAUAAAAGUUUCCAACUAAUCCUAUAUUGAUCGUCGUGUGUAUUUUUAUUAGAUGUAUACAGGAUAAACCGGCGAUACUAACAGAGAUAGAGAAACAUAUAUAAUGAAGGAUUUGAAACUUUUCUCCGGAGAGGUAGCGCGAGUAAUUAAACCAUUCAAAAUCGUAGUCCUGAAAGAAGGAUCUCGUAACUUUUGUAUUGAUAUCAGGGGCUAGUGAAGAUUUUCUUUGAAAUACUCUUGACGUCGCAUCUAAUUUAUGGCGUGAUAGGAUCCUGAAACGACCCAACUACGGUUUACUACUCAAACGAUACCUUGCUAUUAUUUCUCGAGAGUCGUAAAUUUCCUUCCUGUUGCAUAUCCCUUCGUCGAUGUGCCGCAAUGACUACAUGCACCUCGAAAAAGUACCGACGAACGCGUUUGCUAUGCACCCUAUAUGCGAGCAGAGGUCGUUGACGGGACUGCGGAAAGAAAGGGUGUUGCACCGCGAGGUGUACGAUACCGAGUAUGCAACAUUCUUGGAAAACGCACUAUCACCGAGGUGUCCAUGUAAAACACGUGACCGAGGGUAAAUAAGAGUCUGUUAAAAGUAUAUUUUAUUUAUAAAUAUCAUUUUAUGAACAUACAUAUGUACAUAUUUACUACUUAUAACGUAAAUUAGAAAUAUUAUAAUGGGUAAAGCACAGUAAACACAUGAAUGUCUUUAUAGAAAGAACACAUGGAAGAGAUAGAAAGACAGAAUAAUCGUUAAUUAAAAAUUUCAAUAAAGCAGCAGAACGGUAGAUAGAGACAGGGAAUACAUAAUUAAAUUAACCGAAACAACAUCGACGGAAUGAAAGUGCAUCCCUUGAUCGAGGCAGCUCCGUGUUACCGCGUAGAGAUGGAGCUGCGAUCCCAGCCAGCCCCGGGCUCGUAAUCAUCGUGGUGGAAAAUCGGUGGUGCAGCCGGUGUUCUAUCGUGGAUCCAUAGGGAAAGUUCGCGAAGAGACGAGCACAAACGGUAACACGGAGGGGGUUGCAAGCCGGUAGGGACGAAUGCACGCACCCGUGUCAGGAGAAGAACGAAGUGCGGCGCUCUCAGCCGGUAGGUGCGCUCAUACUUGUACGCUGGUUCGCCAGUGAGUGGUGGGGAGGGGUGGUACGGUGCCACGUGACCCGACUGACCAAUCAACGUAACGCAUAGCCGGCGUCCGGCACAUGGCGGCGCGCCGGCUUUAGCACCCGCAGUCGCAGUACGUCGCAGUCAGUCGCAGUGGUAACACGAGCGAGAGGGUAGUUGCACGCGCCUGCCUUCGAAAGGAAACAUCGCGGUGAGGGAGAGAGUGUGCGAGAUAAAGAGAGAAAGAAGGAACGAAAGAGAGAGCGCGGCGCCCCUUUGCCUCCGUUUUCAGUGCUUCAGUCGCGCGACGACGCUCUCGGACGCUUUAGUCAGUCGGUCGGUGACGAGGCUCCCAAACGUGAUACACGCGCCGUUACGUUACGUUACGUUACGUCGUCCCGUCGAGGGGAAGAACGAGAACGAACGAAACGGAAGAGAGGAUAAACGAACGAAUAUAUUAUACAUAUUGUAUAUUGGUACGAUAAAAAGCGAUAAAACGAGAAAACACGAGCAGAUCGCGAGCGACGACGUUGACGGUUUCGAGUCGCGCUCAUAUAAAACACGAAUCUCCACGACGAGCAAAGUUCCGAGCAGUGCGAAAUAUCGAGAAGGCCAUUUUCGUACAGCCGGUUGUUACACGCGGUGAAAGAAAACACGCGAGUGUGAGAGACUGAUCGACUAGAAAAGGAACGUACGAUCGUGGACACGAGAUUACGGCGAGCAGUAGCCCACGCGUUUCCAGUGUGCGAACAACAUUCGCGUCGCGCACUCGUCCACAGGCACGCGACGACGCGAGGAUCGGACGGAAAAGGAAAAAGGAAAAAAGACAGGAAAACGAUCACCGACGGAGUCGACGAUUUUAUUUUUAUACGGUGCAUCGUUGUUUUUCCUAAAUAUAUUUCCUCGUGAUCGCGCACUACAGAGACCGCUCGAUUAUCUUUUCUUGCUGUAGUAGCAGCACCGUAUUUCUCGUCCUAAAUAAAUCCCGGUGUGUGUAGUGUGCACGCGCGCGCGCGCACGCGUGUGUUUCAUUGUUUUUCGAUCGUUUCGAAUUAGACUCUGGUCGCGAGGAAUCACCUUUGUUCGACACGGUUCGACCGUAUCGCCGGUUAUUCCAGCGAAGCAAAGAGGAACGUACGGUAGUAAAAGGACAACACGGCCUGUGAAGACGAUAAAAGCCAAUCAAGAAGGAAAACAGUGAAAAUCGGUGGAAUAACAAAACUGUGAUUUAAACAGUUCUCUGUGGGUAAACACGUACGAUUGACUUUGCCGGUGAGACAACGCUCGUGAAACUAAGUCGAGCAACAUGCCGACGAGUUUGUUCAGCGAAAUGGAUCGUGGAGCGAAUGGCGGAGGUACCGCUUCCCUCGAGGAUCAACGAGCCUUGCAAUUGGCAUUGGAAUUAUCUAUGCUCGGUCUCGAGGGUACUCCUGGAUGCCCGGGCACCGGCACAGGGACCGGCACCGGAACUGCCAACGACCCGGACCCACUGCAAACGACACCGGCAGGCGUAUUCGAGGAAGCGCGUUCUAAGAAGAGCCAGAACAUGACCGAGUGCGUGCCGGUGCCUAGCAGCGAGCACGUGGCAGAGAUCGUCGGCCGACAAGGUUGUAAAAUCAAAGCGCUCCGAGCAAAGACCAACACUUACAUCAAGACCCCGGUGCGGGGCGAGGAGCCGGUGUUCGUGGUAACAGGCCGCAAAGAGGACGUGGCCCGCGCGAAACGGGAGAUCCUCUCGGCCGCUGAGCAUUUCUCUCAGAUCCGGGCGUCACGCAAGAGUUCACUGGGCGCGCUUCUGGGCGCGCCUCCUGGACCGCCGGCUUCGGUUCCAGGCCACGUGACGAUUCAGGUACGAGUGCCGUACAGAGUUGUCGGAUUGGUCGUAGGGCCGAAAGGCGCGACCAUCAAGAGAAUCCAACAUCAGACGCACACCUACAUAGUGACACCGAGUCGCGACAAGGAGCCGGUGUUCGAGGUGACGGGAUUACCAGAGAGCGUGGAGGCAGCUAGACGCGAAAUAGAGGCGCACAUAGCCCUGAGAACCGGCACAGGACCAAGUCUCGACGAUUCGGAACUGCUCAGUGUACUUUGUCGCGGAGGGUUGGGCUCGAUCUUGGGCUGCCUCGAUCCACCAGGCUCGAACGGUUCGAACGGAUCGAACGGCGCGUUCUCCAGCAGCGGCAGUUGCAGCAGCUCGUCAAGUAGUUCCGGCGCACCUGGACUUAACGAUAUCGUGGCGAUUUGGGGCGCCGGUGUGGAAAGAGACGAGAGCCUAGGCGAGUCACCGUCAUUCGAGUCGGCAUCCUCGAUCUGGUCGUUCCCCGGGGUCGCGUUACCCUCGAGGUCAUCCCCACCGGCCUCGAUCCCGACAUCGCCGACGGACUCGCUGUUGGGACGACGGGAAUGCGUGGUGUGCGGCGACAAGGAGGUCACAGCGGCCCUCGUACCAUGCGGACACAAUCACUUCUGUCUGGACUGCAGCAACCGGGUCUGCGAGAGUUCCGACCCUAGCUGCCCUGUCUGUUCGAGGCCCGUAUUACAGGCGCUUCGUAUCUUCUCUUAAGCAUCCCCCCCUCGAGAGAAGGAGAGAGCCAACAGAUCUCUAGGCUCCUUUUGCGUCGCGGCACCUGGUACAGCGGCUAUACCGAUUUUCACCGAUUGAUCUGCACUUCGAUUUUUGCCGGCUCAUCCAGGAACGACGGCGCUUGAGAACGCCCAUCCUCGAAUUUUUUCCGUACAGCUCGCCUACCCCGUACGGUUCAGUCCGCGGCUACGCGUUCAUUCCGCGGCUACCACGGGGCAGCGGACGCGCACAAUGUCUCAAUUCCACUGCUGCCAAUAACCUCUUCUAUACGCGCCGGGAAUUACCCGAUAAUACUUGUCGCGUCGUUCCCGCCGACCGGAUACAACGAAGUCAGCUUUUAAGUUCUACGAGAUAUAUAUGGAACGAGAGAGAGAGAGAAAGAGAGAGAGAAAGGGAAAGAGAGAGAAAGAAAAGAAGCAUAUUCGCUCAUUCAUUGUCAUCGUUUUCAUACUGAUAAUAAAAUCGAGCUCGCAGGUUCACGAUCAUCACGGGAGGACUUUGCAGAAAUCACCGCGUGACGAAGAGCGAUCGAUACUCUGUUUGACAUCGAAUCGACGACCGUGUCGUGACAGAAGGAUUACUUUUUGGCUUUGCCGCUUUACGGGCUUGCCUUCGAACUAUUGGAAAAAAAAAAAAAAAUGUUUGACGCCCACUGAUCGAUGCACACGUUAGUAGCGAGACUGUCGAUCACCGAGACGCUACUCGCUCACAGAAACGAAUUAGGCUGAGCUAGCUGUUUCGUAUUGAUUGCAAUAACAUUCCAUUCACUGAUUGUAUUCACGGUAUUUUCGUAUUUUUAUACAAAUUCUUUUGAAUCGAAGGCAGUCUAGAAAAUGGAAUGGUCGAAUUUAAUCAUUAUCGAAUUCAAAUCGAUAAAAUUGUUCUUUCUUUAUACAAUUGACAAUCCAAACGAGUCGACGCUCUCACGAUAUGCGUUCAGUAAGGAGAUGCUCAUCAUUUUUAGAUAUUUUUACAUUUUCUCCUUCUUUCACCAUCGUGUUUUACGUUGAUGAGAUCGAACUUGUAAUUUUUAUUAUGCAAUCCUUUAUGAGACACUGAAUCAAAGGUGCUUGCAGACACUGACGAGUAACAUUUCUACGAGUUGUAUAUUUUUAUUUGAGAAAACGUUUUACCGUUUCAUUCAUCGUUCCGAAUGUUUAAUGAAGACUACAAGCUUCGGUACUCCUGAUGAAGAAGAUACUUUUAGCGUGGUAAAAAGAUGAAGUUCAAACAGGGUUCGUUUGCUCUAUCGAUCAUUAUAUUCUCUCCUAUAGAGACGAAAAGAUUUAAGAAACAAUACGCAAGUAAAACAUGAAUCUCAAUAAGUAUACCUGAAAAUCACGUAAACGAAGAAACAAUUUAACGGAGAACAGCAUGGAACACGAAUGUCGUGCAUUGUCGAUAAAUAAGCUUCCAAAGUUUCUCCGCCAAGAGUUUUUAGAGUCUACCGAGCAAUUCGUUCUGCCCGUCGUUUUUUGACCAACUAACAUAGGGAGUCAAACGUAGUCAGAAUGCCUAUUUUUCUUCUUCACCCUUUUUAACGCAAAAACAAGCGAAAACUUUCCGCGGAAGCGAUUCUGUCGGCCGAUGCACCGACCUUUAACGAACCCUACGAGAUCUGCGAGCUCGUCACACACAACCGCAGCGAAUGAUUACCGAAAAAUUGCCCACACUUGACGCAUUAAACACACACGAACACAUACGCUACAGGCAGACAGUCAAUCUUAUUCAUACAGGCACACGUUGCACGACAGAAGAGAGAUUAAAAAAGAAAAAGGAAGAAAUUAUGGGUGAGUGGUCACGUGUCCCUCGAUCUGCUGGGAAACUACUUAGAUGAUAGUAUUAUAAAAAAAAAGAAAAGAAAUGAAAAAACGGCGUGCCCGUUCCACCCAGCCUCCCUCGCUACUAGAGUAUUAUCUUAUCUUUAUAUAAGCGACAUAGCAAUUGAAAUAAUAAUAAUAUUAAUAAUAUAUAUUAUAUAUAUAAAUAUAAACAUAAAUAAAUAUGGUGGUCAGGAGGAGUCUGACGACAGUAAGAAGGAUGAUAUUUUAUCGAGGAGAUUUAGAUUUUGUAUUUUUCGCGCGUUUCGUCGACGGGACGACGGGUGGUUGGGGACAGCUGCACACGCCGUAGACAAAGAGGAAAAUUAUUAUAAGAGUUAUAUUAAAAGAAGAUAGGAAAAAAAGCAUACAAAAAGAAACAGAAAAAAAAAGAAGGAAAAGCGAAAACGGCGCUUGAAGGGAAACAAAACUAAUGUUUUUAAAGACGGCGUAUCGCAGGAACUCGUGAACCGGCUCUCCCUGGGAAAAGCUGAAAAAAAAAACGAGAACAAGGGAAAGAGAAAAGCUGUCGGUCGAUCCCCACGUGGUUUGCGGCCGACUUCUUCCCCCCCUGUAAGUGUAUUCUUUUGAGCUCUAGUAAUAAUAAUAAUCGAGUAAUAUAACUCGUUCUUUCAAUGAAGAACUAAACCGAUGUAUCUUUCACGUAGGGAUCGACGACCCGUGUAUUUAAGCUUUUCUUUGAAAAGUCGACAUUAACAUUAUAUUAUAUUAUAUUAUAUUGCAUUAUUGUAUCGCAUAGAUGUAUUAUCGGAUGCUAUAUAACGGUGUCACUCUACCGCGCCCUCUCGUUAGGAUAACGUGUCAGGUGAGGAAGGACGACCACGCUUUAUUUCCUUCUUUCCAUGGUGUCUCGUUCCUCGUCCUUCCCCGGUGACAUCCUCGUGGACGAGUCUCAUGAUUUUCAUAUACGGCAAAACGAGAAAAAUUUCAUGAACCUCUGUGCCACGAGCGUGGGCCCAAAAACUGCGAUAUUCGUUUUGCGGUACGCACGAGAGGGUGGUCGGUACGUGUCUCUAUGUUCUUCUGUGUUCCAUUUACAUUUUUCCUUUUAUUUUUUUCUUUUUACGCUGAACGUUAUCGUUAUCGUUCGCUCGAACGCGUUUCAAAAAAAAAAGAAAAAGAAAAGAAAAGAAAGCUGGUCGAAAGAGAUUCUUUCCUUUUUCUUCUUUGCGUUAGAUCUUAACGAAAAUCGAAGGACGAAAUUACUUAUUAGUAAAGGUUAGACAGAGGGCCAAAAGAUAUAGGAACGAUGCACUUGUGUGCACCAAUUAUACUAUUGUUUCGUAUUUAUGCUGACUUCAAUUUCGAGUUCGAUUUCCUUUCAUCGUCUUCGUCGUUCUCUAUUUUUCUGCGAUCUCUUUUCCUUCGUCUUUGUUUCGUUUCUUAGAAUCGUCGAAACUUCUUGUCAAUCGUUGCCAUUUUAAAACGAAAAUAUGCUCAAGUCGCAGCUCCGAACAAGUCGAGGUAUAUUAUUAAUACGUAUUACAUAUAUAUAAAAACAAAUAUAUAUAUAUUAUAUAUUAUAUACGUCAUCAUCCAGUGUUGACGGAUGGUCGGAUAGAAAGAAGAUAUUUUUUCGGUCGUUCGAGCCGCAGCUCUGUAUAGCGGGUGUUUCGGUAGUUUAUCAGCCAAAACUCAACCCCUUCGUUCUUUAUUUUUUAAUUUUAUAUUUUCUAAUGUUUUAACAUCGAAUCGUUUUAUUGUGUUUUCGUUCGCUGUGUGUUUCGUUUCCGUCGUUCCAGCCCGGUACCAGCCCUUUUCUCCCCCACGUCGUUCUCUUCGUUCGAGAAACAAAAAUCUUCCUGCUUGUUAAAAGUGUUUCCAUUGCGAGAUAAUAGUUAAUCAGCACCACACACGCAUACACACACUUAAAGAUACACAGUAGAAACAGUCUGACACAUAUACGUUCAUUUAAACGCAUUUUUUCUGCAUAGUGUAUAUUAAUAUACCUACACAUAUAUAUAUAGCUGAUUAUUUGUUGCUACAGACAUGCAUACACGUACAUUCUCGUAAACAUCAGAAACGAGGAAAAGACAUUCGCGAACGCAAUUCAUCGUGCACAUCCGGUACGAUACACGUAAACAUACGCGCACACGCACGGACAGAAACACGAAUAAAAUUAUAUAUAUAUAUUAUAAUCAAUGAUAGAGAGAAAGAGUGAUCGAGUGUGAGAGUAAAGUUUAUUAUAUUUAAGUUCGAGGCAAAGUAAAUUCUAUAUUUUUUCUAUGUUAAGUAUAAAUUGGAGAGAGAGAGAGGAGAGAGAGAGAUAAAGAUGCGUAAAAGGUACGGUGAUGAAUAUAAACAUAUAUUAUAUUAUUAUAUUAUAUAUAUAUUAUUAUAUUAAUAUAUUAUAUUAUAUUCUAUAUAUAUACAUAUAAACUAUAUAUUUAUAGGUACUCUCUAUAGCAUCUAUGUUCCGACAUACGGGGACGCCGUCGCACACAGUGUAAUAAAAGUACGGUCGGCGUGUUUGUACGUGUACGUGUAGAGCAUCCCAGAUAAUCUGUCAUUAACUUCGUUGCGUAAGUGUGAUUUUAUGAUUCUAAUUAACCGAGAUCAGGGAAGGGUAGUGAAAGAGAUAAACGAAAGAAAGAAAAAAGAGCAGGGGCUCGAGUUGUCACUCUUCUUGCGUUUUUUCUCGCUUCUUCCUUUGAAACGGGAUCUUAAAAGACAUUGCAGACUUACGAUGAAAGAGGAAAUAGACUCGAUUUAACGAUCGCUCGGGCACGAGAAGGGCUCGAAAAAAUGUAAUUUGUAUCCGCACGGAUGGCGAAACCGUUUCGAGGGAGGAAAAUGGGAGAUCGUAGGUUUCCCGCGGGACGUAUAACGACAGAGGACGAAGGGAGGGAAGAAGUAGAGAGGGCGGUUGCCAGAACUUGAAUCGAAUCUCGUCGUGCUCGCGAAUCGAAAUUAAUCCUUGUCAAAAUGAAACGCCAGAAGGGGUGUGCACGGAGAACUAGACUGCCGGGCGCGUUCGUGCCGGAACUCGAGUCACCGGAAACGUCUUACGGAAAUCAUCGACGAUCCAUGUGUCUUCCUCUCCGCGCGAUUCCGGAAUAGGACACCCAGUGUCCCGGGUUCCGUAGCGCGACACUGGUGGCGCAAUUACAGUAAAACGAGCACAGUUUGUCGAGAAUCUCCGCUAGACUUUGGGACAAUUCCAGGCUAGAUAACGCAACCUUCACUUUGGCCGAGGUUCCGACAUAUCGCGGCAAGAAGUCGGUCUCCCGUUCCUCGACGAUCGUCAUCUUUCGUCGUUACGUAGCCAGUGCACUUAGCUCCUGUGCAUUAUGCACGUACGUACGUAUGCGCGCGUUCCCGUUUUCCCGGCCCACUUAUUCCCACCGAUAACGUCGUCGCGAUCUCUGCUGUCCCCGUUUUCGAUCGUCUAUACUUGCGUCGCGACGUAGACGCGCGGAAACGCGUCCACCGCCGCUUCGAAUCUCCUCGCUAACACCGACGUCAGGUCCAGAAAUUAGAGGAAAAUAGUCGUUAGAAUUCUGAUUUGUUUUUUCUCCUGACAUUCUCGCGGCUAAUAACCGGAAUGAGAACGGGAUUUACAGUGCCAUACGUGAAUCAAAAGGUCUACGUUUACGUAUCUUACGUUUACUCGAAACGUUUGAUUUUCCGUUUUCGUUAGGAAAUGAUAUUUUUAAAGACUCACCUAUAGCACGCGUGAAUAAAUCCACGAAGAGACUUGCUCGAUUUCCGUAUCGAUAGGCGAGGCGCGAAUUUGCCGGAGUUGUCUGACCGUCAAGUUCCUUUUUCACUUAAACCGUUGGACCGUUCUCAGUGGUAUCAGUCAACGAUGUGUCGGACGGAUCAUAGUAAGCUCGCCGCGUGAUCCUUUUCCCCAUUUGUCUUUCCAUUUGAUAUGUUCUGUUUUCAGUUUUUAAGUUGUUUAUGCGCUUUCGAAAGAAUUAUUAUAAGUAAAUUAUGUAAAUGAUAUAUAGAUAUAUAUAUACACAUACAUACAUAUAUAUAUAUAUAUUUUUAUAAAUAUCCAAAAUAUAGUAACGUAUUAUUGUAUUGUUAUUUAAUCUAUUUUUCGUUAUUUUAUACAAACGUAUUAAAGUCUUAUUUUUUUAUCGAGAUUAAAGAAAAUGGUGAAGUGUAUUAAAAGGGUAUUGUGAAAUCAAUUAUUGUUUUUUAUUAAUGCUUUCUCGCAACGAAGCCUGACUCGACACGAUUUUUCACCUUGUUUUCUUUGCGCUCAUUUAUUUCUUUUUUAAGCGUGUCGCGAGUUUGCGAGUAAACGUCGACGGCCUCGCAAUAACCGGAGAAUAAAAUAAAAUAAAAAUAUUACAAACUAGAACGAUGUUAAGAAGGCUGCGAACGCGGGACGCGUAGCGAACGUUUCGGUUUCGCAAUUUUCUCGCGAGCGUUUGCGUCUGAUAUUUUACGACCGUCCUGCAAUCAACCCUUCGUGGAAGGGUCUUUCAAAUCAGAUCGAUAAACGCGAGCAGUCCGACACAUUUUGCCGGCAGAGGAGCCGAAAUUGGACGCGUUUACCAGUCGGAAAGCUCGUCGAGUUCGCGAUUAUUCCCUACGGUCGAGGUUGUUUCGCGAAUCGAUACGGAAAUCGAGGCUGAUGGUCUCUUCCUUCGAAUGCAACGAAAAAAUAGACACAUCGUUAACCCUCGUGGCGACUUGGCCGUGGUGAACGAAACUAUUAAAGCAUAUGCGGUGUAUCUUUGUAGCACGUUCUCUCUAGGAGGCAUUUAUCAUGUUUUAACGUAACGAGUAAUGCGUCUAAGGUUAACUUAAUCGUAAUCGUAUUGAAGCGUAACAUUUAAUGAUUACUGUAGCCAUUGGCUGUGACCGAUAACUGCCAUUUUCAUAAAAAAAAAAGAAAAAAAAAACAAAGACGAGAAGCGAGAACGCGUCGCGUUUCGCGACGAUUUCACGACACGUAAAGAGAAUACGAGUAGACCGUAUGGCGGGACACUUUUACACCAUGCACCAAACACACUCACACACGUACACGCGUACACGUAUAGGACACGCGUAUAUACAGUUAGCCACGAUUGAGUCGCCGUGAGGUGACAGAACGACGAAGACUAUUUCAGAAACGAAUUCGAUAGGGAGAAUCAUUCGACCAUGAUGGAAACGAGACGAGAGUUAGAAGACGAUAUCGAGGGAAAAGGCGUCGCGAACAUUUUCAGGCGUUCGGGGGGGAGGAAGGAACAGUAAAGUUUUGACACUAGGGUGAAACGAUGUGCGAUUACAGAGCAACUGCAAGGACACGUACACCCAUACGACGAUACAUAUCUCAAAGAAUAAUAACUAAACGUAAGGGAGAUUAUUAGGAGUUAGUAGAUGACAGAGUAAGAAAUAAGUGGAAUCUAGCGAAUGGAGAUUAAAAUGAAAAAAAAAAAACAAAAAAAAAAUGAAUAAAACAGAUGAUAAUUAUAGGUAUAUCGAAACGUAUAUACAUAUACAUAUAUAUAGAUGAAUAUAUAUUAUAUAUAGAAAUAUAUAUUAUAGAGAAAAAAGAGAAAGAGAGAGAAAGAGAAAAAUAGAUGAUCGUUGUUGCUUAAUUUUUUGUCUCUAUUUACUAUAUUAUUGUAUUCUAUUAAAUAGCUCUAUAUUUGAUUAUUAUUAAUUAUAUUAUUAUCAAUAUUAUUACUAGAAUUAUUAUUGGCUCUAUAUAUAUAAUAUAUAUACAUAUAUAUUUCAAGUAUAUAUCUAUGCUUGCGUGUAACAACGGUUCGUUGGAUCUCGGUUCAUUGCACUCGAAACAGAUUCUACGAGCGGUUUUUUGUUUGUCGUUCGUUUGAAACGCUGUUUUAAAUUGUUUUACGCUUGAGGAUCGAUCGGUCGAUCAGUCGCAACAGCAGAUCGAGGUUCGUUUGUUCGAUGGGAUCGAUGGACUACGCGUACGUCCAUUAUCUUCAGACGUACCGGGUCUAAUUCAUCCUCUUCAUCUUCUUUUCCUUUUUCUUGUUUUCUUCUCUCUGCGCAAACUGUCGAUCGACGAUAGAUAGUGAUUGGAUACGAGUGAGAUCGUUCGUUCGUGUAUCUCUAAUAUAUUAUACAGAAUUGUACAUUAAAGAAAAAAAGAUAUUAUAUUCGGUAGGAAGGGGCGUUCGAGUGUUCGAGGGCAGAACGGUCGCGCGGUUCAUUGUAUUAUUCUAUAUCGGUCGAAUUAAAUCGCGCGAUCGUGCAAACUCUCGAACGUAAAAUUACUUAUUCUUGAGACUACUUAUUCGUCUACUUAAUUAUUAUAGAGACCGAGAAAACGUAGCGUGCGGCCGCGUUUAUAUUUCGGGGUUGGAGAGGAACGCACGCGUGUCAGCGUCGAUUCGUCGCGGCGGAUGUUGUUCCAUCUUGUUUUCAACAGUACGUAACAAAUUUUAAUUCGUGUUUGCGUAGGUUUGAGUCGGUUAAAUUGAUUUGAUAUUUAAAGAUAUAACAAAUGUAUCAACGAAUAGCAUUGAAUGUACGCAAACAACAUGGAAAUAAUAUAUUGAACGGGAUAGAGCCAGUAUCGCGGGAUUAGGAUCAGAUGUCAGCCCACAAUUUCGAUCUCAACAGCAAAUGAACCAUUGAAACGAUGCAAAAUCUCGAAACGCUUGAUAGAUCGUCGAGUUAUCGCGUGCAUCGACCUUUCGUUCCUUUCGAUUUCAUUUCCUUUCAAUUUGUGUUCCUACGCGAUUUCGAGACUCGAUUAGGAGAGCUAGCUUGCCGUUUUCUAAACGUGGUUGCAUUACUUCUGAUUUCGCUAGCAAUCUUUCCGUACCCUUCGAUUGCCAUUUUUCUCUGACGAAAAAAAAAGAAAACAAAAACGAAAAAAAAAGAAGAAGAAGAAGAAUAAACGGGGGAUGUACGUUCGCGAGGAGACAAGGAUGCGCUGUUUUUUUAUUGACGUAACAGGACGCGUGAUUUUCCUUUCUUCGAUAGUUGGAGAAACAAUAUUUAGGCAAUAGGGGUGUGCGUGUGUGCAUGUUCGCGGCUGAAUGAUCAAGUUUUUCGUAAACGCGACGUGAUCUGAGGAAGGCAGCCGCUCCGAAACUAGAGAAUCAGUAUUUAAAAAAAAAAAA